UGUUGGUGAGUAGCAGCCGGUACCCGGACCAGUGGAUUGUCCCUGGAGGAGGGAUGGAGCCCGAGGAAGAGCCUGGAGGUGCCGCCGUGAGGGAGGUAUACGAGGAGGCUGGAGUCAAAGGAAAAUUGGGCAGACUGCUGGGCAUAUUUGAGCAGAACCAAGACCGAAAGCACAGAACAUACGUCUAUGUUCUCACAGUCACUGAAAUCCUGGAGGACUGGGAAGACUCUGUGAACAUCGGACGGAAGAGGGAGUGGUUCAAAGUGGAAGAUGCCAUCAAAGUGCUCCAGUGUCAUAAGCCUGUACAUGCAGAGUAUCUGGAGAAGCUCAAGCUGGGCUGCUCCCCGACCAACGGAAACCCCUCAGUCCCCUCCCUCCCAGAGAGCAACGCCUUGUUUGUGACGGCUGCGCAGACCACCGGGCUGCCGUCCAGUUUAAGAUAGAGGGACUGGGAAGGCCUCCUCCGGGUCCGCCUCACGGGGAGAGGUUUCUUGUCCCUGACAGACAUCUGAAUGACGCUUGCAAACUGUCUGAAUUUGCCAGGCAGGGUUUUCAAACAAUUUGCAUGUUUUUCAGAUGCUUUCAAAUCUUUUUUUUUUUAAAUAGUGUAAAAUAUUUUAAUAAGCCAAAGCCAUGUGGAAUUUUUUUUAGAUGCCUUAACUGUGCCCCCCCCCUCAAUAUUUUGGUUGUUAUUUUUCACAGCAUUUUGUUUCAUUUUUUGCCCAGUGACAUCUGCCUGGUUUGUCAGAUCAGACUACUGGGUGUAUUUUCCUCCCAAGUUGCUUUCUCAUUCACAGCAUCAGCAGUCAACAAACGCUUCUCUGGCUAAUGAAAAAUCUUGUUGGUAUUAAGAAAUUCAUCCAUCCCAAAAUGUGUUUUCUGGGAUUACAGUUUUAAUUCAUAAAUUGCAGAUGUGGGCUAUUUCUGUAUGAUCCAAUGAUUGUUGACAACGGACUGGGUUUGCUCUUUUGAGGAGUCUCAGCUUAUCCAACUGAGUUUUCGUGCCUGGUAUUAAUGCCAAUAGCCACCUGACAUGUAACUCAGUAGCAGUUGAACAUGAAGUGGAACUCUAGAGUCGGUGAUUUGAGGGCGGAUACUAGAAAUGCACGUAGUGAAUCCGUCUUACCACGAAGACUGCCUGUGGAAGCUGAGUGGGCAUGGUCAGCGGCUGAGUUUCUUGGUCUGUCCUCUCUUCCCAGAGACCCAGCUGCCCUCCACAUAAACUGCUCCUACAGCACAUCUGGUCUUUAGUCUAGUGGUUCCUUGAGUUACACUUCUGUGUUCACCAGCAGCCGCAAGGUAGGGUCUGACUGAAAUGCCGGUCAAUGCAACAGCCUGGCAGUCAAGCAUAUCCUUUCCUGCUGUUCAGCCAGUGGGACAGAGGCUGCCACAUCGUGGGAUGGCUCAUCGUUCCCAGGCUGUCAGCAGCCGCUCCUCGUCACAUCACUCACCUCUGAAGCCCCGGCACCUGCCUGAACUGAGAACUGCUUUAUCUUCCGCUUGUCUUUAUACUCACAAAAGUCAGGAACCUGUCGAAAAGCAUGGUACCCUGUCCCAACCUCCCUGCACCCCCCAAGCAGGCCGGAACAAGGAGGGAGGAACAGCUUUUGAGCUGAGGGCUAGGGAGAAAAGUUUGGGGGGGUUUUUUUUUUUUUUUUUUGGUUUUUAAUGUAGACUUUAGCCUUUUGUAAAUAUUGUAACUGGUGAGUAUAAAGUAGGAAAAAAGCAUAGUGAAAACAUUUGUUCUACAGAUUGUUAACCUUUAAAAAUAUAAUUGCUGCUAAAAAUAGAGUGCUGUUACACUUCAGGAACAUUGGUGCCAUCUGAAAAUGAGAUCUCGUGCCAUAAACGCAGCUGAACUAAAUAUAAACGUUAGUUCACAAAUUACUGCUGUCAAAGGAAGGAGUAAAGUGGAAAUACUUAGCCAAUGACAUUUCAUUCUCGAUUAUGUAGCGUGUCAAACAGGAACAUCUGGAAUUUUUAUAUUUUUCUUUGUACAGAGGUUACAUAUUCUGGGUGUUUUUUAAAAAGGAAACAUUUUCAAUCCCAAAUUGACACUUUCUAUCUUUUGCGAACUUGGGAUGUUUUGGUUCAGGUUUUGGGUCUCUGCAGUCCCUUUAAAUGAUGCGUGUCCACAGCAGAUCAGCUGGAUUGCUCUUGUACAGAAGGCUGCUUCCGCCUGCGGGGGUGCCAGUACUGGAAGCGGGGUCACCCUCUACGUGAUAUUCGGAGUGGGAAUAAUGCAUGAACUUAUUUAAUACACUCUUGGACUAUGUAAGAUAUGUACAGUAUUAAUGUCAACCGUCUCUUAGAAGCUAGCCUAUAAAUAUUGUAUAGUUUUCUUGGGUCAGAACAUGGGCAUCAGUCGGGACUCUCCAGUGCUGCUCGCCAAGCAGCGUCUUCCAUCUAUACAGCUAGCAGGAGUUUGGAGGACGCAGCGGAAUGCAGCUUCACACUCGAGUUGCCACACGAGUUCUUCACUGUUCUGAACCAAGUCUAGAAAAAUCAGGAAGGGCCCUUGCGAGACUUAUUCCUGUUCAGAGAAAAAGCUGACAUUUCCAUGCUAAACAGCUGAAUCUACUAAGACAACAAAUACUAUCUACUGUCUCAGUCCUCCAAGGUUUGUGGUGUUGGGAUUGUGCUUUGAUCCUUUUGUGAGGUAGUCAGAUAAAAGUGGGCAGCUAAAUUUUUCAGCUCCAUGUGCCUCCUAGCAAGAACAGAAAAUAAGUAGUGAUUGUGAGAUGACUUGCAGACCAGGUAGAAACUGCCUCGCAUGUUUUUUGUUUUGUUUGUUUUGUAAGCGGAUGACAUUUUCCAAGCAGGCACGUGCUAUCGAAUCACAAAGCAGAGCCGAAGGGAGAAAUGAUUGUUGUACACACUGAGUUGCUUUGCAUGGUCUCAUUUGAGAUAAUCGGUGUAAGAAUCUUGACUUUUUUUAUAUUUGGAAACAUCAAAUAAAAAUGGAAAUAAAUUA
Messenger RNA from Carlito syrichta (Philippine tarsier), 2974 nucleotides. RefSeq names its product nudix hydrolase 4 (gene NUDT4). The coding region runs from base 54 to 443 and encodes 129 amino acids. Gene Ontology annotation, molecular function: diphosphoinositol-polyphosphate diphosphatase activity; bis(5'-adenosyl)-pentaphosphatase activity; bis(5'-adenosyl)-hexaphosphatase activity. The transcript is spliced from 4 exons. Gene Ontology annotation, biological process: diadenosine hexaphosphate catabolic process; adenosine 5'-(hexahydrogen pentaphosphate) catabolic process; diadenosine pentaphosphate catabolic process. The record is from RefSeq and is a predicted model, not a curated record. NCBI's taxonomy places the organism in Eukaryota, Metazoa, Chordata, Mammalia, Primates, Tarsiidae. Gene Ontology annotation, cellular component: nucleus; cytoplasm.